CCCUACAUCACAUAAUGUCAGCUGGACUUUUCUGUGAUAUUAACACUGGGAUCCUGUAAAACACUAUAUUCUGACCAUAGUCUGACACUCUGCAUAAUGAACAAUUAGCUGGGAAAACAUAGUAUUUGAACCUCCUUUGCAGAGAGGAAAUUCUCACAACUCCAAAGCAAUAGUCAGCCCACAGUCAAUGCCAUCUCAUCACCCAGCCCAAGGCUCGGCCUAAAACCUUCUAGAGGGUCUCACUCUAAAGAUAACCCAAAGGUCUCACAGCUUCCUGGUUGCAAAAACGACAACAGGAGCAGGAAUUGAGACCUAAAGAUCAUUCGGGUAGAAAUGAGGAAGGAAAUGACAUGUUAAAUGAUGAUUUUUCCCUAACUUGCCUUGUUCUUUCUAGAUGUGGCUCAAGAACUUGCAGAGUUAUGGUGGGAUAAUUCGACUGAUCAAAUGCUGAAAGUUUUCCUAUCGACUUCAAGGCUGUUCAAAUCUCUAUGUACUUUGAAGUCUGAGGCACAAGAUAAUUUCCCAGAGAUUCAUGUUUCUAUCGAUGCUAGGCUGGGCUGACACAGAUAACCCCUCAAGAGGCCUUUCCGAACUGCUGUAUAAACUGUCCUAGGUCCAGCAAUAAAGCAACUGUGUCAUUAUAGUUCUCUGCCCUUCAGAAGAUCUGAUCUUCAUACCCUUCUCUUCUUUUUGUCCUCUGAUUUCAUCAAAUUUGUUGCCAUUCUGGGUGUUUAUCCUUCUCUCCCCGACUUUUUCUACUUCAGAUCAAAGAACUUCCCCUUUUUCCCACUUUUGGAUUUGCGCCCUGGAGGACAACGCAAGGUUAACUUCCCUCCCACCUCCUCUUGUAGGCACACAGGGUGCCCCUUAGCCAGCGAAAUCUCCACCCCCGAGAUCCUCUCACAAUUUCAGGCUGGUGAGUUGUAGUAGGAGACAUGGUUUAGUUUGAUGUGGUUAAGUCAGUCAUCAUGGCAUCUUCGUACCCUCAGCCCCAAACCGCUCUCCUACUCAUCACCCUCACUUUCAUUUCUUUGGAUUAUCUUUCAUCGGUUUACCACCAGCCUUCACAGCCUCACCCAAGGCUGAAGCAGGGCUAGCAGGGUGGUGCGUUUCCUUCCCUGGUUGAGCUGGUGACUGCUGUGGGUAAGCAGGUCCAAUGUGAACUCAAUUUUACAUUGAGAAAGAGAAAGCAAGAGUGAGUGGGCUGCUAAGACUGUUGCUUCAUGGUUUCCCCUAAGCCCCAGAAAUAGAAAGGCAGACUUCCGACUGGCAGAGCCCGUAUGCUAACCACCAGACCACACUGCCAGAUAAGAAAAAUGUUCGAUUGUGUCAUACUUCCCUCAUUGGCUCCAGUGUCUGAAAAUGGCCCUGAAUUUCAGAGAGUCUUACCAUGACCCAGGGAUUUAGAGAGGAUCGAAGAGGGAGGACAAAGGAAUCAGGCACCUUCUCUCUCUCUUUUCUGGGGUAAAUUUAUUUUCAACCACAGAAGUAAAGGAAAGAAAAAAUCACAACAGAUGAGUUAUGAGCUAACUUUCUGAUUUGCACGUGUAAGAGAAAGAAUUGAACUGGAUAUCAUUAGACAUUGAGAAAGGGAGUCUGCAAGCUAGCAAUGUAUCUUCGGCCUUUUUGAUUUACACGUGUUUAUUUAUGAGUACCUACUGUGUGCCAGGCAUGAUGCUUGGUGCUGCCAAUUCAAAGAGAAAUAAGACACCUCCUUGCAAAGUGAGAAGGCAGAACUAGAUUCAGAUUCACCUAGAUUUCAACUCUUGUGCUCAGGCCACCACCACCACCACGGAAAUAAUUUUGCUUGACUCUCCCGGCGCAGCCGUGGCAGGCGUGUGUGUUGUCAGACACUGCAGGAAGAGUGAUGGCCUGGGUGUUGACAGGCUCCUAAUUGGAAGGUAGGAGGUGCCACCAGAGAUCAGCUAUAAAAGAUAUCUUUGGACUGGGGUGGGCUGCUAAUGCUUGGAAGAGACUUGUGGGUGAGGCCCGGUGAGCUGUCACCUCGGAAUUGGGCCUUGCCCAGCAGACAGACAUGCAUGCGGGGGAGGUAGCUGACAGACAGGGGCGCAUGGGGAAGCAGCCAUUCCAGAGAACUGCAACAGCAGAUUGCAAACCAGGACUUCAGGACUCAGAGGGGGACAAGGAAAGGAGAGCCUAUAGUGGCCCCAAAGCCCAGGGUCAGAGGCAGGGCCAGGAGAGCAGCUGAUAAGAGCUUUAUGGUAAGGACAAAAGAGAAGAGAGCCGGAGUCUCCUUUUAUUCAGCUCAUAAAGACCCAAAUUCUGUGCACUUAUAACUGUUCAGACCCUGAGGGGUUCAAAAAAAGAACCGUGUUAGGAGAAUUCAAUAUUUAAUUAAGAGAUGAUCAGAUCCGUGCACCGAAAUUAUUGCUGGGUAAGACAAUACUGUGUGUGUUACAUAGCAUUGGAACUUAGGAAAGCUCUUUCCUUGUGUUGUCUAAUUUAAUCCACUCAACAACCCUGCAAAGUGGGUACCAUUGUCCCUGUUUUUUAUGAAUGAGGGGGUGAGGUGCUGAGAAGCUGUGUACGUUAUUUGAGUUUGUCUGGCUAGUCAGUGGCUGAGCCAAGUUCCAAUCCAGGUCAUGUGAGCCUCUGAACUUUCUGAUAAAACCUGCAGACCCCCUUAACUGGGAUAAUAUAGUAAUGCAUUAAGCAAGAAGGAGAAGUAAAUACAGGCUGAUGGUGUAGGGGAGAAAUUCAAAAGGAGAAGGCCUAGGAGGGAGAGGGAGCUAUGUGUGAACAGAACCAAAGACGGCCUCUUGGAAUUGGAAGAUCUCUUGGAAUUCGUCCAAACUGAGGAUCACAAGUCUCCACAUUCUGAGUAGGAGGAUGAGGGUCUGAGUUAGGAUUUGGGUCCUGCAGGGCUUGCUAAGGAAUCCCCUGAUGGCCUAGGAUUCCACACAGAGCACAUCUGGUGUGACAGAGCUCGCUGCAAGGGUGAAGGCUCCACCCUAUCAGAUAGACAACCAGGCCACCAAGAGGCCCAGCCCUCCAAACCCUGGAUCUGCAACAUCCUCAAAGAACAGCAACGGGCCUUGAGCAGAAUUGAGAAGGAAAUACCCCCACCUGCCCUCAGCCGUUAAGUGGGCUUUGCUAUUCACAAGGGCCUGUGGGUGUCCUGGCAGAGAGGGGAGAUGGCACAGGCACCAGGUGCUAGGGUGCCAGGGCCUCCCGAGAAGGAACAGGUGCAAAGCAGGCAAUUAGCCCAGAAGGUAUCCGUGGGGCAGGCAGCCUAGAUCUGAUGGGGGAAGCCACCAGGAUUACAUCAUCUGCUGACCGGCAGGUGCAUCCAAUGGCAAGGCCACCUGAUACACCAGUCCUGUUCAUUUGGAAAAGGGACAACUCCUUCACAUUCACAAGCUGGGCUGCUGUCUAAACCAGAGGGUUCCUCUCAUUUUCUUUCAGUAACAACUGCUCUGAAAAGAAGAUAUUUUUCAACCUGAACUUGCAGUAGCUAGUGGAGAGGCAGGAAAAAGGAAAUGAAACCAGAGACAGAGGGAAGCUGAGCGAAAAUAGACCUUCCCGAGAGAGGAGGAAGCCCGGAGUGAGACGCACGGUCCCCUCCCCGCCCCUAGGCCGCCGCCCCCUCUCUGCCCUCGGCGGCGAGCAGCGCGCCGCGACCCGGGCCGAAGGUGCGAGGGACUCAGGGCGGCCGGGCGGGCGCGCACCAUCCCCGCGGGCGGCGCGGAGCCGGCGACAGCGCGCGAGAGGGACCGGGCGGCGGCGGCGGCGGCGGCGGCGGCGGCGGCGGGACCGGGAUGGAAGGGAGCGCGGUGACUGCCCUUGAGCGCGGAGGGGCGAGCUCGCCGCCGGAGCGCCGGAGCAAGCGGAGGCGCAGGAGCGACGGCGACGGCGGCGGCGGCGGCGCCCGAGCACCCGAGGGGGUCCGAGCCCCGGCAGCCGGCCAGCCCCGCGCCACAAAGGGAGCGCCCCCGCCGCCCGGCACCCCGCCUCCCUCCCCAAUGUCCUCGGCCAUCGAAAGGAAGAGCCUGGACCCUUCAGAGGAACCAGUGGAUGAGGUGCUGCAGAUCCCCCCAUCCCUGCUGACAUGUGGCGGCUGCCAGCAGAACAUCGGGGACCGCUACUUCCUGAAGGCCAUCGACCAGUACUGGCACGAGGACUGCCUGAGCUGCGACCUCUGUGGCUGCCGGCUGGGCGAGGUGGGGCGGCGCCUCUACUACAAACUGGGCCGGAAGCUCUGCCGGAGAGACUAUCUCAGGCUUUUUGGGCAAGACGGUCUCUGCGCAUCCUGUGACAAGCGGAUUCGUGCCUAUGAGAUGACAAUGCGGGUGAAAGACAAAGUGUAUCACCUGGAAUGUUUCAAAUGCGCCGCCUGUCAGAAGCAUUUCUGUGUAGGUGACAGAUACCUCCUCAUCAACUCUGACAUAGUGUGCGAACAGGACAUCUACGAGUGGACUAAGAUCAAUGGGAUGAUAUAGGCCCGAGUCCCUGGGCAUUUUUGGGGAGGUGUUCACUGAAGACGCCGUCUCCAUGGCAUCUUCGUCUUCACUCUUAGGCACUUUGGGGGUUUGAGGGUGGGGUAAGGGAUUUCUUAGGGGAUGGUAGACCUUUAUUGGGUAUCAAGACAUAGCAUCCAAGUGGCAUAAUUCAGGGGCUAACACUUCAAGGUGACAGAAGGACCAGCCCUUGAGGGAGAACUUAGGGCCACAGCCCAUCCAUAGUAACUGACAUGAUUAGCAGAAGAAAGGAACAUUUAGGGGCAAGCGGGCGCUGUGCUAUCAUGAUGGAAUUUCAUAUCUACAGAUAGAGAGUUGUUGUGUACAGACUUGUUGUGACUUUGACGCUUGCAAACUAGAGACGUGCAAUUGAUUUCUUCCUGGCUUUUUAACUCCCCUGUUUCAAUCACUGUCCUCCACACAAGGGAAGGACAGAAAGGAGAGGGGCCAUUCUUUUUUUCUUGGCCCCCUUCCCAAGGCCUUAAGCUUUGGACCCAAGGAAAACUGCAUGGAGACACAUUUCGGUUGAGAAUGGAAACCACAAGUUUUAACCAAACAAUUAUUUAAAGCAAUGCUGAUGAAUCACUGUUUUUAGACACCUUCAUUUUGAGGUGAGGAGUUCCACAGAUUGUUUCUAUACAAAUAUAAAUCUUAAAAAGUUGUUCAACUAUUUUAUUAUCCUAGAUUAUAUCAAAGUAUUUGUCGUGUGUAGAAAAAAAAACAGCUCUGCAGGCUUAAUAAAAAUGACAGACUGAAA
Pan troglodytes (chimpanzee) is the source of this 5235-nucleotide messenger RNA. It is a transcript of the gene LMO2, whose product is annotated as LIM domain only 2. Gene Ontology annotation, molecular function: transcription coactivator activity; DNA-binding transcription factor binding. Gene Ontology annotation, biological process: positive regulation of transcription by RNA polymerase II. NCBI's taxonomy places the organism in Eukaryota, Metazoa, Chordata, Mammalia, Primates, Hominidae. The record is from RefSeq and is a predicted model, not a curated record. The transcript is spliced from 7 exons. Gene Ontology annotation, cellular component: nucleus. Bases 3780 to 4460 code for a protein of 226 amino acids.